GCGGGCUGUCGACCCGGGGCAAUUCUUACUCCAACAACCCAGCGAGUUACAGAUACUGUCCAGUCCCUCCGAGCACUUGCGUCGUGGUGGUAUUGAUACCCGUCCUUGUAGUGCUGAGAAUGUCUGUAACGUCUUACAUCUCCCUCAUCAUCCAAGAUGGAAUAUAUGCCCGGUUUGCAGAAUGAACUAGACGACUUGAAGCCGUCGCUGUUUGAGCUUCUAGCCGAGCAGCAACUUUCGUCUCUUCUCCCUCCAUCGAUUCGUUACCUCCUUGCCGUUGCGACACACCGACACCCUCGGUACUUGCUCCGAGUGCUCAACAAUUUCGAUGAGCUUUAUGCACUUUUGUCACUUCUAGUCGAGCGCUACUACCUCCGCGCGUUCGGAGGAUCAUUCACGGAAAACUUCUACUCCCUCAAACGUGAACGUGUCGCCUUUACGAAGAAUGGAGAGAUACCACGUGCUCAGAUGGGCGCUGCGGCACCUGUUCGGGAAACCUUAAGAUUGCGCACAGCUGACGUUUGGAAGAACCUGGUGGUUAUGGUGGGACUGCCAUAUCUAAAACGGAAGCUCGAUGAAAGUUACGAUAUCCAUGUUGCGCCACAAGCUUCGUCACUGCUUGGUGGACCUCGAUAUAAUCCUAACGACGGGCUUCCAGCAAACCCGACAGUCAAGCAGCGCUUUAUGUUUUAUUACAAAUGGUUCUUGCGGAAUAUGUACCCGUCUGUGAACGCGGCUUAUUACUUCUCGAUUGUGGCAUUCAACUUAGCCUACCUCUUCGAUAAUACAAAAUACUCAUCGCCGUUUCUUUGGCUUAUCGGCACGCGUAUUCGCCGACUUGGUCCUGCCGACCAUCGUGCGAUUGCAAGUAUACUUGAAGCAAAGCCAAGCAGCAACAACGUUCGUCAGCAACAGCAGCGGCCUGGCUCUGCCUUUCUUGGUUUGUUAAGCCCGCAGAACCUCUACCCUCAAGCAUUAUCAUCCUUGCGAUAUUUGCUGCCAGUAUCCAUCUUCGCACUAAAGUUCCUCGAAUGGUGGCAUGCAAGCGACUUUUCGCGACAGCUUGCCCGUAAAGCUACCGAAAACCUAGAUCUCCCAGCCCCCGUUGUCACUGGCAUGACCGAUCCCUCUCACAAGAAGACAGCACAACCACCAUCCUCAGCUACAUCCUCUACCUCGAACCUCAAACCGGCCCUGAAGAAGUCCUCUUCCCACCACCAACCGCCAGUCUCAUCGACAUCUUAUUUACCAAUCUUCACAGUCCCGUUGCCAACAGCAGAUUCAGGCAGUGCUAGUGCAUGUCCUAUAUGUUUGAAUCCACUCACAAACCCUACAGCAUGUCAAACUGGAUACGUGUUCUGCUAUAGUUGUGUUUUCCAUUGGUUGAAUGGCGAACAUGAACGUCAGAUGGACUUUAUGAACGAAGGAAGAGGCAAUGAGAAGGACCAAAGCAGCCAGGAAGAAGACGAAGUGGCGGCAACAUCAAGCAAGACUAAUAAGAGUAGAGAAGGCAGGUGGGAAAGCGGUAAGGGAAGAUGUCCUGUCACAGGCAGGAGAGUACUCGGGGGUACGGAUUGUUUGAGAAGAGUUUUGGUUUGAGGAUGGAUAUUCAGACUUUAUUGGCUGUCUCUCCAUUAGUGUAAUAAUUGUAUCUAUUCGCAUACAGUAUACCCUAUUGUAUAUUGAAAGGUUUACAUUCAAAGUAUUCUC
Talaromyces proteolyticus is the source of this 1710-nucleotide messenger RNA. RefSeq names its product putative peroxisome biosynthesis protein (PAS10/Peroxin-12). Bases 157 to 1599 code for a protein of 480 amino acids. The transcript is spliced from 3 exons. Lineage: Eukaryota; Fungi; Ascomycota; Eurotiomycetes; Eurotiales; Trichocomaceae. The record is from RefSeq and is a predicted model, not a curated record. Gene Ontology annotation, biological process: protein import into peroxisome matrix; protein monoubiquitination. Gene Ontology annotation, cellular component: peroxisomal membrane; peroxisomal importomer complex. Gene Ontology annotation, molecular function: protein binding; zinc ion binding; ubiquitin-protein transferase activity.